This is a messenger RNA of Haliaeetus leucocephalus (bald eagle), 1317 nucleotides long. Its product is annotated as SRSF protein kinase 3-like. Lineage: Eukaryota; Metazoa; Chordata; Aves; Accipitriformes; Accipitridae. Gene Ontology annotation, molecular function: ATP binding; protein kinase activity. The record is from RefSeq and is a predicted model, not a curated record. Gene Ontology annotation, biological process: regulation of mRNA processing; spliceosomal complex assembly; protein phosphorylation. The transcript is spliced from 12 exons. Bases 1 to 1317 code for a protein of 438 amino acids.
AUGGAAGAGCGGGUGCAGCAGGAGAUGCUGGCAGCCCAGCACACAGGAGGCCACCACCCGGUGCGGGAAGGAGAGGUGUUCAACACGCGAUACCAGGCUCUGUGCAAGCUGGGCUGCGGCACCUUUGCCACCGUCUGGCUGUGCCAGGACAUGAGGAGGAAGAAACACGUAGCCGUGAAGGUCCUGAAAAGCAGGGAAGGCUUUGCUGAGGCUGCCCAGGACGAGGUCGCUCUCCUCCGCUGUGUGAGCAGUGUGAAGAAGAAGGACCGGGCAGGAGAAAACAUUGUCUGUUUGUUAGACGACUUCAGAAUGAUUGGAGAGAACGGCUUCCAUGCCUGCUUGGUAUUUGAGGCGUUGGGUCCUUCCCUGCGAUGUCUGAUGGGUAACUAUGCAGCCCAGGGACUGCCUUUGCCUUUUGUGAAAAAAUCUUUACAGCAGGUGCUGGCAGGGCUGCACUUUCUGCACAAGCGCUGCCGCAUCAUCCACGCGGACAUCAAACCGGAGAACAUCUUGCUGUACGGACGUGACAAAAGCCUCCAAAGGCUUCUGCCUGCUAUGCUUGACUGCGACCAGAGAAGAGAGUUGGGGCUAAAAGGAGCAGGAGGUGAUCUUGGCAACGGAUUAGAAGAAUCUGAUUUAAUGAGCAUAGAAGUGAAAAUUGCAGAUCUGGGCAGUGCGUGCUGGACAUACAAGCCUUUUUCCAAGGAGAUACAGACCCAGCCAUACCGUGCCCUGGAAGUGCUUCUUGGAUUAGACUAUGGCACUCCUGCAGAUAUCUGGAGCACGGGCUGCCUGGCAUUUGAAAUGGCAACUGGGGAGUGUCUAUUUGAUCCUCAACCUGGGAAAUAUUUCUCCAGAGAUGAUGAUCACGUUGCUCGUAUUAUUGAGCUCUUGGGAAGAAUUCCUCCUCAAAUUGCUUUCUCCUGGAACAAGUCAACAAAAUUUUUCAGCAGGCCAGCACUCAGCAACGGGAAGACUCCAAACACUCGCUUGGACAGAGCUAGCGAGUCUGAGAAACACCCGAGAGCCAAACCUGCAAGGGGCAGUGGAGGCAAAGCUUACAGAGAGGAAGAUAUGAAGGAAGGGAUCCUUCAGGAUGCUUUGGAUGAAUUGUAUGAGGCGAGGAGUGGUGCCCUUCUGCGGAUCUCCAGACUGUCCCCCCGCAGUCUCCACAGCAUCCUGGCGGAGAGACACCACUGGACAAAACACGAGGUUACUCCCUUCACCAGCUUCCUCCUCCCCGCGCUGCAGUACGCGCCCGACCGCCGCGCCACAGCCGCCCAGUGCCUGCAGCACGCCUGGCUCAGCGGCCCGUGA